UGUGAUAUAAUUAAUAUAAUUGCGGACAAACUAAAAAAUGGAAGGGUCAAAUUGCAUUGUAAAAUUCAUAUUUCAUCCGCCAUUGUAAACGAAAUUGCUAUCAUAACGUGGAAUUAUAAUUCAAAAUUCACAAACUAAAUAAAAAUCAAAUAUUACUUUGUACAAUCACUUGUUCUCAUUAAAUAAAGUAUAUUCGAUGGACGUAAAAGGUAUCGUACGAUAUUUGUGCGAAUUACAUCGGCAAAAAUUUGCUUUCCGAGGUGCUUAUUGAUUUACACCGGCGAAAUAAUGCAUUACACCGAAUCGCGUUUAUCGCACGAGAGUGUACAUAAUCGUAUGUACUUAAGCAAACGGUUACUGUAAGAUGCAACAAACGAAAUUAAGGUAGGAAUUGGAACAGUGGAAAUUAGAAGGCGAUAGAUCGUUAAAUAUGUAAUUGGAUUCGUCUCGAGUUUUGUGUAAGAGAGAGAAUGUAAGCGAGUUCCAUUAACGUUGGUUGUUCUAGAAGCUGUGACACAUUUUACCGAUGAGGUCGAAAGCAUCUCUGGGCCAGGGUACGAAAGACCGGGUGCCAAUCGAGAGAAAAACUGUUGCAGCUACCAGUGAAGAUCGCUUUAGUACGUUGGUGAUGAAAGUGGAAAGAGACUCCGAGGACGAAGAAGCGGAAGAGGACGAUCAGCUCGAAAGAGAAGUGGUAGCUCGCAAGGUGAACGAAGACUGGACAACGGAUGCCGUGAAAACUGUUUUAGUGCCCGUUAGGGACCCAGUGACGCAGCAGAUCAGGAACAUGUUGGUACCUGUCGAAGUGAGGGACAAAACUGGGUUAAACAUGAUCAAAAGUGUACUGGUACCGUUUCAGAGCAGCGAUGGUUCGGUGUCGUAUGAGAUUAGGAAGGUGACGGUGCCGAUUACGAUCGAGUCGAAGCUUCUGGAGAACGCUGACGACGUCAAAGAAACUGGAAAAGAGAGCAAGGAGGCAGAUCCAAAAGAAGAGAAACAGGAAACAAGGGCCGUCGAGGAGGUGAACGUAAAAGUGGAGCAGUUUUUGGACGAGGAGGCCAAGUCGGACAGCCCAGGAAAUGAAUCCGAGGACAAUUUCGAGGUGAUGGACCAGACCCUGAGGAACAGUUGUCCACUGUGUCAGAAGUGCUUCAAGGACGAACACGAGAUGCAGAAGCACGUCCGUCGGAGCCACCGGAAGCGGUACAGCUGUGACAAGUGUCAGAAGAGGUGUAUGUCCGAGCAGGCCCUCGAGAAACACCAGAAGACCCAUGUGGGUGCCUCGUUCCUGCAGUGCUCCGUCUGUAACUUGAGGUACAAGACCAACGUGGGGCUGAAGAACCACUAUGUCCGCGAGCACAGCAGUCUGGACCCGAAGUUCACCUGUGACUACUGCGGCAGGUGCUUUAAAUUGAAGCACGACCUGAGCAUCCACAUCGACAGGACCCACAUGAACCCGGAGUACAUCUGCAGGUUCUGUGGGAGAGCCGUGAAGAACAUACUGCACCACGAAGCGACGCACGAGGAGGAGGUGAAUAAAGGCACCUCUCGGUACCGUUGCGAUCAUUGCCCUAAAGACUUCAAGCUGCUGAACAGACUGGCCAACCAUUUGCUGAAGAAGCACAACGACCGCAGUCAACCUAGCAUGUUGAGGACGCUGUGCGAAAAGAACUUCCAGUCGAAGAAGGACUUCUAUCGACACGUACUAGCCGAGGAAAGGAUGAAUAGAUACAAAUGUGACACCUGCGGCAAAACUUAUGCGAACGAACAGAACCUUCGUAGUCAUGCGGCUGUACACUCCCACACCUUCGUGUGUCAUCUUUGUAGCAAGAACUUUGCUAAUAAUUAUUCUUUGAAGUUGCAUCUGCGGAUGCAUACUGGUGAACGACCUUAUCAGUGCAAGGUCUGUUUGAAGACCUUCUCGAGGACCAACGCGCUUAGGGUGCACCAGUUCACGCACACCGGGGAGAGACCUUACGUUUGUGAUCUUUGUGGACAGAGUUUCACGCAGCGGAGUAGCAUGAUGGGUCAUCGACGCAAACAUCCUGGAAAUCAUCCACCGCCUCCACCUUUGUCGCUCAGCAAGCUGGAACUGAACGAACAUUUGACUUUGUGAACUGGGAAGUGCAAUGAAACGCAAUAGACGGUUCUUUGUUUAAUGUAAUUAGGUUAAGGAUGUUUGUAAAAGAUGUUAGGACUUUCGCGGAGUUACUCAAAAUUUUAUUUUGUAAGUUGUAUUAUAUGAUGCUUAGUAUGUGUUUAGAAUGAUGGAUUUGUUGAAUGUGUUCUUGAGUGAAACUGAAUGUGAGACUUGGUCGGCGACAUUUUAUAAAUGUUGCAUGACGUGUUUCUGUCUUUUUGAAAUUGAAUGGAGGAAAAUAUGGGAAAGAGUAUAUUUGAUAAACUUAUUGAUCAUUUUUCAAUUUAAUCUGUACACACGGAAACUGCAUUUUUUAUUUAUUAUAAAUUAUCUUGAAAAGUGAUUGAUAAAUUUACAAACUAUUUUCCUUAUAUUUUGGUAAGUUUACUAAAUGUAACUUUUCCUAUAU
Messenger RNA from Megachile rotundata (alfalfa leafcutting bee), 2549 nucleotides. RefSeq lists its product as uncharacterized. Gene Ontology annotation, molecular function: RNA polymerase II cis-regulatory region sequence-specific DNA binding; DNA-binding transcription repressor activity, RNA polymerase II-specific; zinc ion binding. Gene Ontology annotation, biological process: regulation of transcription by RNA polymerase II. The record is from RefSeq and is a predicted model, not a curated record. Gene Ontology annotation, cellular component: nucleoplasm; nucleus. NCBI's taxonomy places the organism in Eukaryota, Metazoa, Arthropoda, Insecta, Hymenoptera, Megachilidae.